AAAUUGCAAAUACAUUCAACACGUAUUUCGCCUCUAUCUUUACGCAUGACUCCGAUAUUGAUCACCAACGACAACAAGAACAUACGGAAACUGACACCACAUCGGAAGACAUAACAUUAACAAACGCUGAAGUGAUGGCUGUGUUGAGAAAUUUGGAUAACAACAAAGCUCACGGCCCCGAUGCAGUUCCUGCGCGACUACUGACAGAAACUGCGUUCCAGAUCGCUCCUUCACUUUGCGCACUCUUCAACAAAUCAUUACGCUGUGGCAUUCUUCCUGAUGAUUGGAAAUUAGCUAAUGUCGUACCUGUGCAUAAGCGAGGUGAGAAAUCCUACGUAGAGAACUAUCGACCAAUCGCAUUGCUUUCACUUAUCUCUAAAGUACUCGAACGUUGCGUCUUUAAUAACAUCAAACAUCAAGUAUUCCAACAAAUCAACCCUUGUCAACACGGAUUUGUGCCAGGAAAUCGUGCGUAACGCAACUUAUUGAAGUAUUUGAACAGAUAGGGCGCAAAUUGGACAAUGGUGAACAAAUAGACGUGGUUUAUUUAGAUAUGUCGAAGGCAUUCGAUAAAGUAAGUCAUACUAAGCUUCUUCAUCGACUACGCGAAUUUGGGUUUCGAGGAAACAUCCUGAACUGGUCCUCAUCGUAUCUCGAUAAUCGUCGUCAGCAAACAACGGUUCAUGGAGCAACAUCAAGACCUUUAGCCGUAACAUCCGGAGUGCCGCAAGGUUCGAUACUUGGCCCAUUGUUGUUCCUAUUGUACGAAAACCACCUCCCCAACACCGUGAACAAUUCAACUAUCGCCACCUUUGCGGAUGAUACGAAGAUCUUCAGAACCAUAAGCUCCACAUCCGAUGCAUCCUCGCUACAGGAAGACCUUACGAACUUUGAAGUGUGCUCCAGCAAUAUCAACCUGGAACUUAACGCUGAAAAGUGCAAAAUUCUAAGAAUUACCCGAAAGCAGAAGAAGAUAGAAUACCCUUACAAGCUUCAUAACAAUGUCUUAGAAAGCACCGACUUUGAACGCGAUUUGGGAGUGUAG
Messenger RNA from Paramuricea clavata, 1045 nucleotides. The record is from the annotation of a GenBank genome assembly. NCBI's taxonomy places the organism in Eukaryota, Metazoa, Cnidaria, Anthozoa, Malacalcyonacea, Plexauridae.